GUCUAACAAUAGACGGCCCAGCCAUAGGUUGCUGCAGUCACAUGAGUGUGAAGGACGCGACUAUGUAUCCUUGAUGCUCAACCUGCUGGUCGACCUCAAGGAGCUGAAGUGUGUCGCUCGUUUCUGAGCUCCGUCUGCCUGAGUUACAGAGCUCAUCCAUAACAGAAUGUCUGAUACAGAAGAGGUCGUGGAGGAGGAAGUUCUGGAGGAAGAAGCACAAGAGGAGGUCACAGAUGAGUCGAAGCCCAAACCAAAGUUCAUGACAAACAUUACUGCCCCAAAGAUCCCCGAUGGUGACAAAGUGGAUUUUGAUGACAUCCACAGGAAGCGUCAGGAGAAGGAUCUGUCUGAGCUGCAGUCUCUGAUCGAGGCUCACUUCAUCCAGAGGAAGAAAGAGGAGGAGGAUCUCAUCUCCCUCGUCAACAGAAUCGAGAAGCGUCGCGCCGAGAGGGCCGAGCAGCAGAGGGUCCGGACGGAGAGGGAGAAGGAGAGGCAGGCCCGCACACAGGACGAGAAGGAGCGCAAGGAGCAGGAGGAGCACCGCAAGAAGCAGGGCGAUGACGCCAAGAAGAAGAAGGCCCUGUCAAACAUGACCCAGCAGUACGGCGCUGGACAUAAGAGUGAUAACAGAAAAGGAGCAAAGAAACAAACGGAGAGGGAGAAGAAGAAGAAGAUCCUGUCCGACCGCAGGAAGCCUCUGACCGUCGACCAUCUGAACGAGGAUAAGCUCAAGGAGAAGGCCAACGAGCUGUGGCAGUGGCUGAUGGGGCUGGAGGCCGAGAAGUUCGAUCUGGCUGAAAAACUCAAAAGGCAGAAGUACGAUAUCAACCAGCUUCUUGCUCGAGUCCAGGACCACCAGAGCGCCAAAGGACGCGGCAAGGGCAAGAUGGGGGGGCGGCUGAGGUAAAGGAGCAGCCCGACGAGGAGAAAGCGGACCGCGACACCAGGGAUUGGCCUUAUUACCGGUGUAUUCAUUGUACUGUUGUGUUACAUCUCCAUUAUCAGCAUCGAAACAAUAAAUAAGUCAUUACAUCCA
Molecule: messenger RNA, 1036 nt
Organism: Gasterosteus aculeatus aculeatus (three-spined stickleback)
Lineage: Eukaryota; Metazoa; Chordata; Actinopteri; Perciformes; Gasterosteidae
Source: RefSeq, a predicted model, not a curated record